Molecule: messenger RNA, 504 nt
Organism: Rodentolepis nana
Lineage: Eukaryota; Metazoa; Platyhelminthes; Cestoda; Cyclophyllidea; Hymenolepididae
Source: the annotation of a GenBank genome assembly
AUGGGCGAGUUUAACGAGGCGGACGGAAUUGCUUUAAAAAGGCUUGGUGAGGAAAGAAAGGCAUGGCGACGUGAUCAUCCAUUUGGAUUUGUCGCAAAACCGAGGAAAAAUGCUGAUGGGACAAUGGACCUCUUGAAUUGGGAUUGUAGCAUUCCCGGCAAAAAAGGAACGCUUUGGGAAGGUGGCCUUUUUAAUCUGAAAAUGCUUUUUAAAUCCGAAUAUCCAACAACUCCACCUAAGUGUAAAUUUGACCCCCCUCUUUUUCAUCCCAAUGUUUUCCCAUCCGGUACAGUAUGUCUCUCACUCUUAGAUGAGGAGAAGGAUUGGCGUCCCGCAGUCACAAUUAGACAAAUUCUUCUGGGUAUUCAAGAUCUUCUAGAUCACCCAAACCCAAAGGACCCUGCUCAGGCCGAUGCUUACACGCUCUUCAUUCAAAAUCGCAAGGAAUACGAUGCCAAGAUUAAGAAACAGGCUGAGGCUUUCAGAAAUCCCAAUUUGGCAUAA